Messenger RNA from Blepharisma stoltei, 1785 nucleotides. The record is from the annotation of a GenBank genome assembly. Lineage: Eukaryota; Ciliophora; Heterotrichea; Heterotrichida; Blepharismidae.
AUGGAACAAGAAGAUUUCUCGAAUGGAAAAGGAAAAGAAAUUUUAAUAAUGCACAUUGAGCUUGGAAAUCUAGGGAAAGAAAAGCUAAUUAUCCAUGAAAAUGACGUUCCUGAUGAGAUUGUGCACGAAUUUGCAGCGAAAUUUAAUUUGGACGAAAAAAUCGAAAAACGACUCUCUGAACAAAUUGCGAUCCAAAUAGGGCUGCUGGUUGAAGAGCAUGAAAAGGCAGCUGAGCUUGUGUCUGCAAAGGCAAAUUCUGCUGCAGUUAAGCCUGUUUAUGAAAGAAUCCAGGCAGCUAAUAAACUGAAAAAAGUUUCAAACACAAAUAUUGGGGAAAUUCUUGGGUAGUCAUGAAAAUUUUAUUUUUAUAGUAAAAAAUUAUUAUUUAGGUAUUUUUUAUGAAAAAAAAAACCAAAAUUCUUUUAUAAUAAAGGCCUUGAGUUUAUGGAUCAACUUGAAGAAGAAAACGAAAAGAAAAGACAAUAUGAGGAAGAAAAAGAAAAAAAAGAAUUAACAUUUAUGCCAAAAAUCAGUGAAUUUCCUUCAAAUAAUAAAAGAAGACAUAGACACCUAGCAGAAUAUUUAUAUGAAAAAGAGAGAUUGAGGCUGCUUAAAAUUGACCAGGAAAAAGAGCUUCAAUAUGCAAUUGAGCAAAGAGAAUGCACUUUUACUCCGACGGUUAAUCCUAUGAGCAAGCAGAUUUUAAAUAGAAGCAGGCCAGCAUCUGAGGAUAAAUUCACUGAUUUGUAUAAUGAGGCUUAUGACCUGAAAAAGAAAAGAGAGGUAUUGGCAAAGCAAUAGUAAGGCUUAUAUAGCUUAAAAAAAGUAUGCACUUUUCGGCCGAAUAUUAUUAGUAAUAAUUCUAGUAAUUGCGAAGAUGUUGUAGAAAGGCUGCUUUUAUCGAAAAAAUAUGUAGAAGAAAGGCUUGAUUAUGAAAGAAAAAUCAUGGAGCUACCUAUAGAUAGAGAUACUGGUCUAGAGUUAUUCAAACCUUCUAUUGGGAGACCACCUGCAAUUGAAAGGAAUAGGAAUGAUAUACCGAUUGGAGAUUUUUUGUAUAGACUGAAAAGAAAAAGUCCUCAACCACAAGAGUUUCCGCAUCAGCCAAUAGAGAUGGAUAGCAAGGCGAGGUCAAAUAAAAUUCUUCAAAAAGCCAAAAUAGAAAGAUAUUUUGAUAUUUAUCAACUGCGCUGUUAUUUCUUAAACUUCCUAUAAAAAGGUGACCUAUUAUGUCAAUUAGAGAUUAUCGAAUCAUAUAGAAAAGCCUCAUACUCCUUCAGAGCCCAGUUUUUAUAUACCUCCAUAACUAUAUUAAAAUUUUUAUAAAUUUUAUUAAAAAAAUAAUAAAAUAUAAUUUAUCAACAGCUUUCCCCAGACUCUCAAGGAGAAAUUACCUAUGAAAACAUUAAUGUUGAAAAUAUAGAAAAAGACGUUUAUAAAAUUAUAAAGCCAUUUCUAGAAGAGCUUCAAUCAAUAAACCAGAAGCUAAGCUUUGGAGAAUUCUGUGAAUCUAUGGACAAUUUAUGCAAGUUGUUAUGCAACACAGAUAAAAAUAUUAUUACUAUUAAAAAGAAGCCAAUAAUUGAAGAAAAUAAAUCAUUGAAGAAAAAAUCAUUAUCAAUGACAAGUUUUGAAGGAGCUGAUAUGUAUGAAAGGCAGUUAGAGAUAAGGCAAAUAACACAAGCUAAGCUGGAAUACCAAAAACAACAAAAUUACGAUAAUGAAGUAGAAGGCUGCACUUUUAGACCGCGAAUAACUGCUUAUAGGCCAAACCAAUUUAAUUAA